Messenger RNA from Colletotrichum navitas, 551 nucleotides. RefSeq lists its product as uncharacterized. Lineage: Eukaryota; Fungi; Ascomycota; Sordariomycetes; Glomerellales; Glomerellaceae. The record is from RefSeq and is a predicted model, not a curated record. Bases 121 to 420 code for a protein of 99 amino acids. The transcript has a single exon.
GUGCCCGGAGCCGCACGUCAUUGAUGGGCUCGCUCGACGGGCUCGAGGUCCGUGAUGAAGGGAGUUGAGUCAUAUUCCUGACUAGGCUCUAGGUGCCGGACAGCAGCGGCGGACUUGCAAAUGAAAAUCCCGACUGGCUUUGGUCUGGGGCCCCGUUUGUUCAAUGUGACGAUUGUGAUUCGGGUGUCGUCCCGAGACAAACACAAACACAAACACAAACACACACACACACACAUACACAUACACACACAUACACGCACGUCUCUGAUCCAUUUGUCAGUCGCAACAGCCUCAGUUCUGAGAGUUCUAGACCGUCGCGGCGCUCGGUCCCUGCACUGCACUUUCGUGGCAGCGCCUCGUCGUCACGGGGUCUCAACUUGGACCCUCGAGAGACCCCUAUAUGCUCGAAUACCGCUUUAGCAAGGCAGCUUUGGGUACGCGAACGAACGGCGCGGCCUUCGCACCUGGCCUUGGAGGCCCGACGAGCACGGGUCGACCAUGAGAUGGGCCCGCAGGGAUGGGUACAUCACUCUGUUUUGUUGUGAGGACCG